AUGGAAAUUAAUGAUAUGCAGAUGAUAGCCGAUCAAAAUAUUUUCAAAGAAUCCGAUGAAAUUAAAAUAAUUGACCAAUUGGAACCUUGUGAAAUCUUUCCUAGAAAAUAUGCCGUUGAAUUGCCUUCGCUUUGUCAAGACUCAUUCGAUCAAGCUCUGGCGAAUUCUUUGUUUAACUUAACAAAUCCGCAGCCAUUAGCACUUUACAUAUAUGAUGCUCGAAGCGUAAAUACAGAUGUUUUCAAUGCACUUGUUUUACAUUCUGAAUCAAUUAAUAUGUAUCUUGCUGCACAAUUUUCAGUAUGGAAAUGGGAUCUAACAGAAGAAAAUUAUCAUGAACUGUUGACAACAGUAGCAGUUCAUGCAGGUGAGGAAGUGGCAGCAAUGAUUGAUUCUUCACCAAAUGAAGUUUAUCCACUACUCUUAUGUCUGAUAUUCGAUCGGGGACAAAUAAAAGUUGAAGGUGUUAUUCAAAAUAUGUUUUCCGAAAAUGAAGCAUUAGCUGUUUUAAUUCAAGCUCGGGAUGUAUUCAAUGCUCGAUUUGAAUUGCCAGAUACGAGUGGUUUAAAUUUAAGAAGUAUAUCAACAGAAAACUGGUCGAUACCUGCAAGUACUUUGACAGAAGUGCCGAAACAGUCAGUUGAAUUUCGAAGAGUUGCUGCUGAUUUCGACGGUGGAGCAUCAUCGGUUGUUCGUAUUGAUCGAAUCGAAAACACGAUAUGGCUAAUGCAGUAUCUCAAUCAGAAAGACAUUGUUGACGCUCGACUUGGAUACGCUGAUACAGAAAAACUAUUAUUUCAUGGUUGUGCAUAUGGAGCAGCUGGACAGAUUCUUGAGGAAGCUUUUGAUCAUAAUCGCAUCGGAAGACAUGGUACAUCUUACGGUCAUGGAUUUUAUUUUUCAUCAAGUCGAUUAAUGAGUGACAGAUAUGCUGCAGCGAAUCCAACUACAGGGGAAAAACGAAUACUUAUGUGUCGUGUACUUGUUGGUCGAAGUUGCAGAGGUGAUUCAUCGAUGACAGCAUGUCCACUGACUUAUGAUUCAACUUCAAACGAUUCAGAUAUUCAUGUAGUUUAUUCAAAUCGACAUGUUUUACCAGAAUACCUAAUAACCUAUAAAUGA
Molecule: messenger RNA, 1122 nt
Organism: Rotaria socialis
Lineage: Eukaryota; Metazoa; Rotifera; Eurotatoria; Philodinida; Philodinidae
Source: the annotation of a GenBank genome assembly